Messenger RNA from Haliotis rubra (blacklip abalone), 3900 nucleotides. RefSeq lists its product as uncharacterized. NCBI's taxonomy places the organism in Eukaryota, Metazoa, Mollusca, Gastropoda, Lepetellida, Haliotidae. The record is from RefSeq and is a predicted model, not a curated record. The transcript is spliced from 18 exons. The coding region runs from base 1361 to 3337 and encodes 658 amino acids.
CAUUGCGACAAAUGGCCAACGUGUCGCGUUAUCGUGUUGCUGCAUAAUCACGCUUUGGUUAAUCUUGACACUUUUAGUGGUUUUUAUAAGGGAGACAACACGACAAUGUCCCUUCUGAGAUUCCAUACAAUAGAGAGUAUAAUAAUUGAACCCAGACCUGCCUUAUGUCUACACGUAAAGAAUGCGUCUUAACUGUCUGCGUACCACAGCAACAUAUCCAGUGCUUUUACCCUACUUCCACCUCACCGACUACAACACUAUCACGGUAACCAGCGAGGUGGAUACACUCAGCACUCGAUAUACCUGUGUGGUGUGUGGCAACACAGGGCAUUUAGAGUGUGAUUUAGUACGUCCAUUGUGCAGCUGAUUAACCCGGAUUAUGUACUCGGUAGUUGUUACAUGUUAACUAUCAUACGAGCCAUGUAGGUAAUGAUAUACUUCUAACGCUACGACUGGCCCCGAGAACGGCCAUAGAUAAAACUGGCGAUAAGAUCGGUUUGAUUGUAAGCCGCGUUCUAGGACAGAUUGGAUUGCAUAUUAGAUUGUUAUUUCAAUACAUAUGUCUUUCAGUAGUGCUUCUUGUGAAACAUAUGUAGAUUUUUUUUCAUUGGUGCUUAUCGCGAAACAGAGUAGGGAGUACAUUUCAUUUCAUUAUUGUUAAUUUAAAACUUGAAUUUUUUACUAAGUUUUGUUAUUGUUUAGAACAGAACAGAAUGACGGGUAACGUGAAUUUUCAACUCUAGUAAAUGGGGAAAUAGAUGUUUGAAACGGAAUUACAUGUAACAUCUGUCAUUAUAAACCGUGUAAUAAAUAUAUGUUUGAAAAAAUAAGGUCCCCAUGUCGGUAACUCAAUACACCUGCUUUCAUUUAUAAAAAAUCAUGAUAACAACGGCACGAUGGCAUUCAAUCAACUGCUGGGUUGACCCGCCGAAGAAGGUUACACACGUACUGUAUUGACAUGUCAACAGUUCAAGCGAGCAAGAUAAAGAUAAUUCAUUACCACAAACCUUAUUCAUAAGAAUUAUUUUUCAAAUACUAGAAUACUGAAAUAAUUUUACACGUACAAUAGGAUGGUACAUUUAAAGUAAUUAUGAUUUGUAAUAAAAUAUACCGUACAAGAUUAUGAGAAUCUUGAACGACCGGCCCACGGAUAAUCUCGCGAGCGGAUUUGCGUGACGUUGCGAGGUGACGUCACAAUAGGAACAAUAGAUAGAUGGCGGAUUAGCUCUCGUUGGGUCGCUAAGCUCUUCGAGUUUGAUUACUUCACGCGUGUUUUGUAUUCAAUGGCAAAAUGUAACGUAGCGGCGAUUUUCCCAGGGUUUCAUGCUAAGGUGGCAGCCAGGACGGACAGAACACUAAGAUGGAAGCUCUGUCCGACAGGAGAAGGCGUCUGUAUGGACUGGACCGUUCUGUAGCCAGACAAGCGAUAGUACAAACUCUCACUAAGAGUCACGUUCUUCAAGAUGGAGAAUAUAACUACACAAACGAAUCUCUUAAGGACGGGAUCUGGCAAACAAGCGCUAAGCGAGAUUUUCCGGGCACCGAGUUAGACCGCGAUCAUGUUGCAGCCGGGGUUGGCCAGCUCGAUCAUCACUUCCGCUUUGGCAAUGACUCGGGAUCGCACCUUCCGACUCAAACCUACCAAGGCAGCACCACCAAAGACGACUUCGACUCCAAGUCGUUCUCGAAGCCGGCGGUACUUGCGGCGGAUCGCACCAUCAACUGGCCCGACAUGGCGCCCCGAUACGCCCCAGAGCGCUCCAUCGGCCAGUCGGAGUACAAAAACACCUUCAUGAUGGCGGGUCGAGCGGCCACCGCCCCAGUGUUCCCCAAGGUGAACACCUGCAAGAUGAAGCUCCCGCUGGACCCCGCCAAGUUCUACCUGCAGAGGGACAGCCACUUCGACUUCGGCCACGACGAGUCCAGUGGCGUGAGCGAGCACAUGCGAAUGUACGGGCGGUCAAAGCAGGAUGACCUGUCGGGCAAGCUGGCCAGUACGGGGGACGCCAUGAAGAUCAAGCGUCAUAUGAAGGACAUGGAGCUGACUUCCAACGUCUUCCGAGGCGGCGACUACAACGGCGUAGCUGCUCACAACUACGAGACAACCGCCACUGGUGACUAUGGCCCUCGAACAAGACCCCCAGCGGAGAUCAUUGCCCUCCAGCUCAGUCAGGAUAAACCGCGAGAUGGAGGAGCGACUGAGAACAUCCCCAACGAGCUGACGACAUAUGCCAGACAACAUACAGUUCCAGCCGUGUUCAAAGAUGCACUGGAUGGGAGGAACUAUCAAACAUCGGCUCAUUUCAAGUUUGGCUCCGACACCGACACAGUCGCCUCCAUCUACGGCAAAGACUUUGCUCCGGGUGGAAUGGUGCCUAGGAGCAAGCCAAUGUUCUAUGAACCUCCAUCGGCUGGCAAUCUGUUGCAGAAUGAUCCCGAUUUUUCCAAGUUCGGCACGACCAGCAACCAGACUGACUUCACCUUCUCAACCAUGCCAGUGGCGAAGGGCACGGAUGGCAAGACCAUUAUGGAGAGCAAUAUUGAACGUCGUCAUGGUGAUAACGUCAAACUCUCAUAUGAUCCUUCACGUCACACUGACGACAGGCAGAAAUCACUGUCCCACGGGGACUACCUUAACCCCCCUAGUGAGUACACCCCCAUACAGCCGGUGAGGGCUCCUACAGUAGAGUUCGACUAUUUGAGGACUAAUGACGCCCUGCCUUAUGAGGGCUUGCCACGCCUCAGCGAGGCGAAGAAUAAUUUUGCCGGUGCUUUCAUGGGCGGUGUCCAUGCCUUGAACCGUAGACGGCAAAGAGAGGAACACUGUCGAGAUCGAACUCAGAUGCGCAAGGAAACCCACUUCUCUCUUGGCUAUUCCGGUCCUGACUUCAUCUCCGAGACUGUCAAUCAGUUUGAUGGCCGGCCCCAGACAGACAAAGACCAACCUGCUGCUGGAAAGACUGAAUUUAUUCCGGACUCUAAGUUCGGCCACUUGAACAUUAGUGAGAACACCCAGGAUAUGAUGGCGGCUGACCCGUACGUGUCUUCUAGCAAAGAGGCCUUGACCAUCCGGAACCAGUUUGAGCCGGCCAAGACUGAACCUGCUUUUAAUACCUCUGUGACGAAGAGUGAUUAUACUCCGCUUGGAAGAAGAAGGAUGAACGCUCAUCAGCUGAGGAUGCUGGACAAAUACGACACACUGUCGAGGAAGACUAUCGAGAACUCGCACCUGUUCCAUACUGACAACACCGGGAGGAAUAACUACCUGUCAACAACAGUAAAUGAUUUCAUCAAGCCGGAAGCCAUGACAGGCCAGAAGCUUCUUGCAGCCAGAUGAAGAUGAUGGUUCAGGUGCUGAGGAAUUCACAUUCGGCUUUAAAUGAAUGAUCUGCGAUCCAGCGUUCUAAUAUAUGAUUAUGAUGUUUAUUUAUGUUUUCAUUCCAGUUAUGAAUACUUGUAUUUGUUUUAUUUUCGUUAAUCAUUUUUAUUUAAUUAUUUUAGAGUGCUGCUUAGGAAUAUUGAAACACUGUAUUGACAAACUAUGUUUGCUUCAGAAAUAUAUUGGCUACUGGAUUUCUAUUUCUUUAUAUUUCCAGUAAUCAAAUAUAUUUUUUAACUGUUUAUGUUGAUAAGAGAAGCUCAUGACAUCAGUGUUGUUUUUCGGGCGCACAUCUUUGGCCAGUUGCAUAAUCUGUCAGUAUUAACCCAUGUGCUUUCAAAUGAACAUAUGAAUCUGAAUUUCGAUGUUUUUAAGUGUAACCUGUUUGUUCCUAUUUCGCUUGCUAAACAUUUUAGGAAAACAUUUCGUCGUCUGCUGUUUAUGUUUGACUUAUAAGUGUUAUGUGUUUAUUUUAUAUGUUAUUUAUCACAGGAUCUUUGAUAUGGACACGUGUCAUUUAA